AUGAAACCAAGAGGACUGUUGAUGCUCGUUACGUUGGGAUCUCUGUGGGCGGGUUGUUCUUGUCUGCCGGCUGAAUGUCUGACAAAGAAGCAGAAUUACUCUGGGACACUGUGGGUUGACUGUAACAAUCUACACCUUACCACAAUUCCUGAUGACAUACCACCCAAUGCUGAACAAUUUUUUGCCAUGUUCAACAGCAUAAAAAAUGUAUCCUAUAUACCUUCUCUGCCGCGACUGGAGUGGCUGGACCUUGGCUGGAACGCCAUAGAAUCGUUUUCCUGGAUGUCUUUGCGUGCUCUGCCAGUUCUGAGGAUUCUUUCACUAAAUGAAAACCGGCUACGCUACGUGCAGCUGGGCAGUGUUAUAGAGCAUCUACCGAAACUGAAAACUGUAAAUAUAAAGUUCAACAAGAUCACGUCUGUCUCCCAGUACGAACUGGGGUGGCCACAGGUGACCACUGCCAGGAUCAUGGGGAACCCCUUUCACUGUGACUGCGACCUCUUCUGGCUGAUUGAAAAUAUGUCGUGUUUAGAAGCCUGUAAAGGAGGAGACGAGAAGGCCUGCUGUCGGUCGUGUUCAGCCUGCUUUGUUGCCGAUGUCUUGAAAUAUAAGGCGUUCAGACUGACCUGCCACAGUCCCAGUGGACUAGAAAAGCUGUCCUUAUCAGACGUUUCCAGCCAUCUGACGGGUUGUUGGCCACAGCAGUUGACCACAGAUGUGUGGAAACCGACGUCUCUGCAGUUAGGGUCAAAUCCAACCGAGAAUACGAAGUCACGGGUCGGUCAGACACAGACCAUGGUGACCACCAUACUGCACGAAACUGCCCGCAAUGACACUAAGCCCGAAUCAACCCAAAGUAACAAGGGCACAGCUACAAAUCCUACCGAGGGAUCAGGUGGUGAUUUUACUUCCCCCAACAUUCUACUCAGCGCUAUUGCAGGGACUUUGAGCUGCUUUACUGUGAUGAUAUUGUGCCAUCGUCUGUAUAAGAGGAAAUGCUACGGCUAUGCCCACGUUCAUUGA
Messenger RNA from Branchiostoma belcheri (Belcher's lancelet), 1023 nucleotides. Its product is annotated as leucine-rich repeat-containing protein 24-like. The transcript has a single exon. The coding region runs from base 1 to 1023 and encodes 340 amino acids. Gene Ontology annotation, cellular component: plasma membrane. NCBI's taxonomy places the organism in Eukaryota, Metazoa, Chordata, Leptocardii, Amphioxiformes, Branchiostomatidae. The record is from RefSeq and is a predicted model, not a curated record.